Paralichthys olivaceus (Japanese flounder) is the source of this 6615-nucleotide messenger RNA. The record is from RefSeq and is a predicted model, not a curated record. NCBI's taxonomy places the organism in Eukaryota, Metazoa, Chordata, Actinopteri, Pleuronectiformes, Paralichthyidae.
CAGUGCUACUACUGGACAGCCUCCCCGCACCGGUCGUCCAAUGGACCGUUCCCGGUGAAGCAGACGUCACAUGGGCCGGGCUGCCUGCGGGGAACUGAGCUCAGUGCUGAAGCUAAAGAGUCGAGGGGGGGUGUUGAUCUGUGUCCACAGGGGAAAGACAGAGAGAGCUGCAAGAUGGCAACGGCACUGAUUUUGACUCCAAGCUACUCCCAUGAUAAAUCCAGCCGCUUUCAGUUGGUGUCAUGGUUCAACCACCUGCUCAAAACAGACUUCAAAGAUGUGCGAGAGAUGGGUUCAGGAGCAUGCCACUGUCAGAUGCUGGACUGGGUUAUUCGUGGCUCUGUUGACAUGAAGAAGGUGAAGUUUGAUGCACAGGGUGAGGAUGAAUAUCAGCACAACUUCAGUCUGCUUCAUGAGGCAUUCAGAAAGAGCGGUAUCACCAAGCUCGUUCCAGUUAUGGAUCUCAUAAAAGGGGAUCUUAAAGGCAACAUUGAGAUCCUGAAGUGGUUCAAAGCUCUUUACACAGCAAAUGUAAAUAUAUGUAAAGAAUACGACCCUGUGAAAGCCCGGGACAGCCAGGAUAUCAGCCCAAUUGUUGCAUCUCGACCCUCACUGAGCCUUGGAUUGGAAUCAGACAAAGAAGAGAAAGACACUGACAUAUAUAAGAAGUUCCCAUACAAAGAAGAGUGGAAGACCAUGUUUGACUGGGCUGAACUGAGUAGUCUUGGAGAGCAAUAUACCUACUGCAGCACAUGUGCUAGAAACCUCAAAACAUUUACUAAAGGCUAUUUAGAACUUCGGCGUCACAUGGAGACAAGCACACACAAGAAACGGGAAGGAAUUUCCAAGAGUGCCUGCCGGCAAAGCCAGCACUCUGAACUGCUGCCCUGCAGUGAUGCAGCGAUCCGCUUUAUUCACAGACACUGUUAUAAUGGCUCUGCCAAAGGUGAACAGGCAUCUAUACGCUUUGCACGCAGCAAGCUGGGGCUGCAGUACCCCAAAGAUAUUACAUCUGUUUGCCAGCACACUCCUUACUGUGUGUACAUUUACGGAGGGGUAACAGCUGGAAAGGAUGAAACCGCCUCUGUGGUCCUUGUUGGAUUCUUUGACGUAGAAGCCUCCAGGCACUGCAUCCGGUUUCUGGAUGCUCUUCAGCCAGAGAAUGGUGCAAAAGAUCAAACAGCCGCAGCAGUGGGGGAGACCUUAAAGAAAUUUAUGUUACCCACAGAUAACCUUGUUGCUGUUUACCUCGAUGGUAAUGGUGUGGCCUCAGAGCAGAUCUGCUCACAGCUAAGGGAACUCAACCCGAACAUAGCGGUCUUUGGAGGGCUGUACAGCAUCAGUGAUGCUGCUUGCCAGGCUGGAGUUAAGCAGCUCUCCAAUCAGACUCAAGAGCUGAUGGCAGACAUUUAUGCCCACUACUCCUCCUCUUCUAAGAAAGAGGAUAACCUCAAGGCUCUCUUUGGCUCUAUCUCCGUGGACUCUCCAUCAUUUUAUAUCAACGACUGCUGCCUUAACUUUUGCCUUUUAGUCACGAAAAUGUUGGAAAAAUGGACAGAUCUUAUAUCGUACUUUAGCUCUUGUGACAAGGAUGAUGAGAAAGCCAAGUUAAUCUGCUCCCGGCUGCAGGAUCACAAAGUGAGGGCAACAUUUAUGUUUCUGGAACAGGCCUUAAAGCCGCUGCACAAUUUCCAAAUGCAUCUGCAGACAUCGGAAGGAGCUGCUCGGGCUGAUUUGCUGCUCAUUCUAGAAGAAGCCAGUAACCUGCUGAGCACCUACACCUCCUACUUCCUUCACCCUCAAGCUGCUGCUCGCUUCCUCAAGGAGCAUGAUGACCAAAUCCUCAAGAAGAAGACAUUCCACCUGUCAAGCCCUGAACUCAGUCUGGGUGGAAAAGCUGUUGAAGAUUUCCUAAAUGAGUCUGAGUCUGUAGAGGCACUCACACUGUUAACAGAAGAGGCGUUGUCUUUCUACAUCGCACUGACUGGCUGUAUUGCGGAGAAGCUGCCUCUAAAUGAUGGGUUUCUAAGGAGCAUAGCUCAGCUGUUGAAUCCCCAGAGCAGGCAGAAAGUGACACGAACAGCAGUCAGGGAGCUUGGGACCAAGCUGGGAAUCUGCAGUUCCCCUGAAGAGGUCAACCAGCUCACGAGUGAAUUCCUUCACUAUCAGCUGGCUGAGGAGGGAGAGGAGAACCACUCAGCAGAGGUUUCACUGGAGAAACACUGGGCCGGGAUACUGGGGGACAGCAAGCAGACAGUUUUCAGGAGGCUUGUUUUGACCCUAUUGUCUCUUCCCUGUCCACCACUGGAUGCUCAGUGUGUUUUUACUCAGGCCUUAGAUAAUGGAGACACUGCUCGGAUCUCCGAGAACGAAGUCUCAACAGAAAGCAAGUGUGAGGCGAAAUCCGACAGCACCGUGAAAAAAUACAGUAAAGAAGUGAAUGGUCAUAUUAUUGGAGUGAAGCAAUGUGAAGUCCGCCUCACAAAGAUAAAUAAUCUAAACGAAGAAUGUGAUGAUAAACCUGGAGAGAAUGGCAUCUUGAAAGAGGGGGCCGGUAGGGGAAGUUUUGGCUGUGGGAGCAGCUUGCGCCAGAAGCCACAGGCCCGUGCAGUGUUUCAAGCUGGUGCUAGCACCUGGUCCAAACCUGUAGAUCUUGAUAAGGACAGCAAAAAUGGUCUGGAGUCCCAAGAUGAGGUGCCAAAAGAGUCACCGCCAUCCAGUAAAUCCACGCCAAGAGGACGAAGGAAGCACGUUUACCAGGAUGGGAAAGGGUUUCUGGCAGGAGAGCUGGUGUGGGGGAAAGUGAAGGGGUUUUCCUGGUGGCCUGGGUUGGUGACACCCUGGAAAACCAAGUCCGCUCCCUCUGGCAUGCGGAGGGUGGAGUGGUUUGGAGACGGGAUGUUCUCAGAGAUCUACACAGAGGGUCUACUGGCAUUCAAUAAUUUCACUAAGUGCUUCUGUAAAAAUUCCUUCGCCAGCUUGCCCCUCUACAAAGCAGCCAUCUUCCAAAUCAUAGAGUUGGCAGGUGAGCGAUGUGGGAAGUCUUUUGCUGAGGCUGAAGGAGAUAAAGACAAAGAGCUGAAGUUGAUGCUGAACUGGGCUUUUGAAGGAUUUCUGCCUUCGGGACCAGACGGAUUCUUACCUCCUGAUUCUGCUGCACAUGCUGAGACUUCUGACUCUGCCCAGUCCGACUUCCAGCCCCCAGCAAAAAGGAAAUACGUUUUUAAAAAUAAGGCGAAUGCAGUCGCCAUCACUUAUAACAGAGAACUGAUAACAGAAAAGGUCAAGGAAAAGGGAAUAACCAUUGAAGAUCUUUGUUUGUCUUGUGGAUCAUCUGACAUUGAAGUUUCUCACCCACUGUUUCAAGGUGGUCUUUGUCAUAAAUGCAAGGAGAACUUCACAGAGACACUGUAUCGCUACGAUGAAGAUGGCUACCAGUCGUACUGCACCGUGUGCUGUGCUGGGCUCGAGGUCAUUUUGUGUGGGAUUGCCAGCUGCUGCAGAUGUUUCUGUAAGGACUGUCUUGAAAUCCUGGUGGGCCCGGGAACUUUUGACAAGCUGAAAGAUGUCGAUCCCUGGAGCUGCUUCAUGUGUCAGCCGUCACAGUGCAAAGGAAACCUCAAGCUCAGGCCAGACUGGAGCGUUAAGGUUCAAGACUUCUUUGCCAACAACAGCGCCAUGGAGUUUGAGCCUCACAGAGUGUAUCCCUCCAUCCCUGCUGAUCAGCGCAGACCAAUCAAGGUGCUCUCACUGUUUGACGGCAUUGCAACAGGUUACCUGGUGCUCAGAGAUCUGGGCGUCAAGAUGGAGCGCUACAUUGCUGCGGAGAUUUGUGAGGAUUCAAUCGCUGUGGGGAUGAUCAAGCAUCAGGGAAAGAUCGAAUAUGUCAAUGAUGUUCGCACCAUCACAAGGAAACAUCUGGCUGAAUGGGGUCCAUUUGAUCUUCUGAUUGGAGGCAGUCCAUGUAACGACCUGUCAAUGGUUAACCCUCUUCGAAAAGGAUUAUUUGAGGGCACUGGACGGCUCUUCUUUGAGUUUUACCGCAUUCUGACCAUGUUGAAGCCGAAGGAAGGCGACGACCGUCCGUUCUUCUGGUUGUUUGAGAAUGUGGUUUUCAUGAGUGCCAACGACAAAUCAGACAUUUGCAGAUUCCUCGAGUGUAAUCCCAUUCUCAUCGAUGCAGUGAAAGUCAGUCCUGCUCACAGAGCACGCUACUUCUGGGGAAACCUCCCUGGCAUGAACAGGCCUCUCGCUACAUCUCUAGAUCACAAAGUGGCUCUCCAGGAUUGUUUGGAAAUGGGACGCACGGCAAAGUUCGACAAAGUCCGCACUAUCACCACAAAGUCUAACUCCAUAAGGCAGGGGAAGAUGGGACCGCUUCCUGUCAGCAUGAAUGGAAAAGAGGACUACCUGUGGUGCACUGAAAUGGAACAGAUCUUUGGAUUCCCCAAACAUUACACGGAUGUGAACAACAUGGGUCGGAUGCAGAGGCAGAAAGUCCUGGGUCGCUCCUGGAGUGUCCCCGUCAUCCGCCACCUGUUCGCUCCACUGAAGGAUUAUUUUGAAUGUGAAUAACAACCCUGAAGUGAAUCUUCAUGUCAGAGCAGCAGCGGUAAACCUUACUGCCUUAUCCUGCCCCACGUUUCUGGGUUCACACUUUUCAAACUCUCCAAACUUUUUUCUUUAUUCUGAAAGACCUAAUCUAGUGUUUACUAUUUUAAAUCUUAGAAACUCUUUUGAUCCUGUGACUCUUCCAACAUCCACUCUCACCAGCAGCCUCUGACACUUCCCGGUUCAGGUUCACUUUGAUAAAUGACGGUGCUGUGAUCAAACAGUAAUGAUGCUGAACGUGGAUCUGUAUCAUGAAGUGACAUCAGACAGAUAGCUGGUUAUGUUUGGGCUUAAAUCUGGUCGACCAUUACUAGAGGCUGGCUCACUUUUAAUCAGGGUAAUUUAUCAGAGUGACCUGACUUGAAUUAUUGAGAAUCCUCAUUAAUGUGAAUAUUCACUGACCACUGUUUGUAGUUAGCCCAAAUCAUGAGUACAACAUUUUGCUCGGAUGGACCCAAAAGUAACUAUAAUCAGUAUUUUUACAUGAUCAGUGUAUUGGAAUAAUAUUUAUAAUAUGUGGUUGCUUUUAGUGUUGAAUCUGUCGUUGACUUGAACUGCACACUCCUUCAGCUGCUUUAGAAUCUCUUAGCUGAUUGUUUUGGUAACUUGCUAAUGUUUUGGUUCUCUGUCGCCCCUCAUUAAGAAAAAGCUCUAAAAACCCACUGUACUCUACCCAUCCAUCACUAAAUGACAGACAUGGUUAGACGUGAGCUGCUGAUUAAUGCGGAGGAUUUUGCACCUAAGAGCCAGAUGUUUCAUUCAAAACUAAUUAGAGCAAAAAGAAAGUGAACAUUGGACUUAAACUUGUCAGGUCACCCAAAGUGCCAAAAUAUUACUAUUUCAAACUGCUUAAAGGUCGAUAAGUGUCAUUAACACGUCAUACACUUGAAAAUAUGGCCUUACUUUUAAUUUGGGGAUAUUAUUUCUAAAGUGAUAACCAGCCUCAUGAUAAUGUUACUGAGGAUCAUCAAUUUUCGACUCUUUGAAGCCAGGUAACCCGACCGCUGAUCUCGCUUCGUGAUACAGGUCUCAGGUCUCUACCUCAACACGGAUUUACUGCAGUUACACUUUUUAUCUUUAAUUAUUUAUGAAAAAUGUUAGCUUGGUUUUCUGUGUGUAUUUUAUUUUGUUUUACCUUACAGAAUCUUACCAGAGACUUUAGGUCUAAUCCGGCCAGUUUUUAUACAGUUUUAACCAAAGUACACGUCACAACCAGUGACGAUGUGCUAACGUUUUAUUUGAUCUUUUUUAAGGACUGUUAUUUAUACUAGACCAAAAAUAUUUUGUGGCUAAUCAUUGAGAACAAACUGACAAUUCAUUUAACUGUAUUCCAACUACAGUGUCUUUGAAUAUCCUAGUACUGCAGAGGGCUAACAUCAUGUUAACUGUCCUCUUAUGGAAGAUACUUGUACUUUAAAGGACAAUAACAUUGUUUUUGCACGUUUGAUCCCUUUAAUAACAAAAUGUCUUUGUUAAGUACAAAAGCUUGAAAGCGUUUUUUUAGUUAUUGUGGUUAAAACAUUUUAAAACAUCUUCCUCAGGAUGAAACACAAUGUUGAAAUAUACAUGUGCUACACAUAGGGAUUUUAUUGUUUGUUCUGUUUUGGAGUUUUAGUUCAAUCAAUGUAAAUACCAGGGCUGCAACUACAACUAUUUCCAGUAUCACUAGAUCGUUUGAUUCUUUUUCAAUUAAUUGUUUUGUCUUAAUUGCCAGAAAACUGUGAAAAUGGUCUGAAAAUCUAAAUCUUCUAAAUCUAAACUAAAUCUAGUCACAUCCUCGCAAAUAACAAACUGGAAUAUUUGACUUUCAUACUUGAAUUUACUUUAUUGACUAUCAACAUAGUCGGCUGUUAAUUUCCUUGGAACUUUCCUUUUGCAAAGCAAUUUGACAAAAGCACUUCAUUUGCUCUGUUUCUGAUUAUCAGUGUAGAUUAAUAUUCAUACCACCUCUGAUGAUGUCAGUCAUUUGCAAAUCGUUAAAGUAAUUUAUCAGUGAAAAAUUGU